Messenger RNA from Solanum tuberosum (potato), 781 nucleotides. Its product is annotated as ethylene-responsive transcription factor RAP2-6-like. The record is from RefSeq and is a predicted model, not a curated record. The transcript has a single exon. Gene Ontology annotation, molecular function: DNA-binding transcription factor activity; DNA binding. Gene Ontology annotation, biological process: ethylene-activated signaling pathway; regulation of DNA-templated transcription. Bases 17 to 616 code for a protein of 199 amino acids. NCBI's taxonomy places the organism in Eukaryota, Viridiplantae, Streptophyta, Magnoliopsida, Solanales, Solanaceae.
GGGGUAAAAAGGAAGAAUGACUAUUCUCUGUCAAGAGAAUGAAUGCUAUACCCUUGCACACAAACUGACUCAAGACCAAGAAAAUUACUACAUGGUGUCAGCUCUCCGACAUGUUGUCUCCGGUACCGGCGAUGGUAGGGUGAACGAUGAAGCUGCUCAGCUUUUGUUGGAAGUUCAAAAUGCUAGUAGUGGUAGGAGCAAUAUUGAUGUGGAGUUAGAGAGGGGGAAAAAGAGGAGGAGAAAUACAAAGAAGGAAUUUAGGGGAGUUAGACAAAGACCAUGGGGAAAAUGGGCCGCUGAGAUACGUGACCCGCAUAAAGCCCAACAACUUUGGCUUGGUACUUUUGUUACCGCUGAAGAUGCUGCUAGAGCUUACGACAAAAAGGCUAUAGAAUUUAGAGGUGAAAAGGCUAUAACCAACUUUCCUAUUACAGAAUAUGCUGAUGAGAUUAACAAGUCACCAACUGUAGUAAUGGAAGAAUUAAUACAAGUCAUUAAUGGUGUUGAGGUGGCUGUUAAUGGUGAAAAUAGUAUGCAAAAUGGUGAUGAGGACGACGACUUUUGGGAGACGUUAGAAGAUGAUGGACUUGUCAAGCGGAUCAAUAUGUUCUUCUGAUCCUCUCUCUAUUUUUGGGUCUGAAAAUAUCUUUAUUCUUUGGUUUGUCUGACGUCGUUUUCUUCAACUUUUUUUGAGUGGCUACUAAGGAGUGGUAGGAAAUAUCUUGUACUAGUAUUCAUGAGUAAUAAUGUACUCAAGUGUUAAGAGGCUGCAAUCAAAUCA